Messenger RNA from Knipowitschia caucasica, 819 nucleotides. The record is from the annotation of a GenBank genome assembly. Lineage: Eukaryota; Metazoa; Chordata; Actinopteri; Gobiiformes; Gobiidae.
AUGGAGGAGGUGAUGGAGGAGGUGAUGGAGGAGGUGAUGGAGGAGGUGAUGGAGGAGGUGAUGGAGGAGGUGAUGGAGGUGGUGAUGGAGGAGGUGAUGGAGGAGGUGGUGGAGGAGGUGAUGGAGGAGGUGAUGGAGGAGGUGAUGGAGGAGGUGAUGGAGGAGGUGAUGGAGGAGGUGAUGGAGGAGGUGAUGGAGGAGGUGAUGGAGGAGGUGACGGAGGUGGUGAUGGAGGAGGUGAUGGAGGAGGUGAUGGAGGAGGUGAUGGAGGUUGUGAUGGAGGAGGUGAUGGAGGAGGUGGUGGAGGAGGUGAUGGAGGAGGUGAUGGAGGAGGUGAUGGAGGAGGUGAUGGAGGAUGUGAUGGAGGAGGUGAUGGAGGAGGUGAUGGAGGAUGUGAUGGAGGAGGUGAUGGAGGAGGUGAUGGAGGAGGUGAUGGAGGAGGUGAUGGAGGUGGUGAUGGAGGAGGUGAUGGAGGAGGUGGUGGAGGAGGUGAUGGAGGAGGUGAUGGAGGAGGUGAUGGAGGAGGUGAUGGAGGAGGUGAUGGAGGAGGUGAUGGAGGAGGUGAUGGAGGAGGUGAUGGAGGAGGUGAUGGAGGUGGUGAUGGAGGAGGUGAUGGAGGAGGUGACGGAGGAGGUGAUGGAGGAGGUGAUGGAGGAGGUGAUGGAGGAGGUGAUGGAGGUGGUGAUGGAGGAGGUGAUGGAGGAGGUGGUGGAGGAGGUGAUGGAGGAGGUGAUGGAGGAGGUGAUGGAGGAGGUGAUGGAGGAUGUGAUGGAGGAGGUGAUGGAGGAGGUGAUGGAGGAUGUGAUGGAGGAGGUGUAG